AAUAAAUAUCAAGGGUGAAACCGAAGAAGAUGAUGGUGUAGGUGUAAGUGUAGGUGUAGGUGUAGGUGUAGGCAGGCCCAAGAUGAUGGUCGGCGGUGGGGGGAUGUUGAAGCGACCAAAGCAGAUCUGUUUUUUCUUCUUUUCAAACAUCAUCCGCCAUUACAAUCCACCAACCUCUGUUUCCCCUUUCCCCUAAAACUCAACCUCCAUCUCCCCCCGUCAUGGAUCAAUCCUUCUUACUCAUGCUCUCAACCCUUCUCCAUCUCCACAAUUACCUUGAUCCCACCAUUUCCCUCCUACCCUCCACUCCCUCCUCCGCCUCUUCCCCUUCCUCCGCCUCCCUCAACUCUCCCACCUCCCUUCUCUCCUCCUCCUCCGCCGCCCCUCUUCUUUUUUUCACCAUCGCUUCCGUCCUCUCCUUCAUCGCUUCCUCUCGCCCCAACCCCACUUCCCCCACUUCCCCCACUCCCACUCCCACUCCCCCACCUCCCUCCUCCUCCGACUACUCCGUCUCCGCCUUCCGCGCCUUCUCCACCGACCACAUUUGGUCCCUCGAAGCCCCUCUUCGCGAUGCCCAAUGGCGCUCCCUCUACGGUCUCUCCCACCCUGUCUUCACCACCAUCGUCGACAAGCUCAAACCCCAUAUUGCCCUCUCCAAUCUCUCUCUCCCUUCGGAUUACGCCGUUGCUAUGGUCCUCUCUCGCCUCUGCCAUGGCUUCUCCGCUAAAACCCUAGCUUCCCGUUUCUCUCUCGAACCCUAUCUCGUUUCCAAAAUCACCAAUAUGGUCACCCGCCUUCUAGCUACCAAGCUUUAUGCUGAGUUUAUCAAGAUACCCGUUAGUCGCCGCCGUUUGAUUGAGACCACUCAGGCUUUUGAAGAGUUGACUUCUCUCCCCAAUAUGUGUGGCGCCAUAGAUGGCAGUCCGAUCAAGCUUCGUCGACUCCCUGCUGAUCAGAAUUUUUCUACUAAUUACAAUUGUCGAUUUGGGUAUCCUUCUGUUUUACUUCAGGUUGUUGCUGACAACAAGAAGAUUUUCUGGGAUGUUUGUGUUAAAGCUCCUGGUGGCAGUGAUGAUGCCAGCCAUUUUAGGGAUAGUUUGAUGUAUCAUAGGCUUACUUCUGGGGAUGUUGUUUGGGAUAAUGUUAUCAAUGUCAGAGGUCACCAUGUUCGGCCUUACAUUGUUGGUGAUUGGGGCUAUCCUCUGUUGUCUUUUUUGCUCACUCCUUUCUCGCCGAACGGCAUGGGCACGCCUGCACAGAACUUGUUUGAUGGAAUGCUGAUGAAGGGUCGUUCUGUUGUAGUUGAUGCAAUUGGCUUGCUUAAGGCUAGGUGGAAGAUUCUUCAGGAUUUAAAUGUGGGUUUAAGUCAUGCACCACAAACCAUUGUUGCUUGUUGUGUGUUGCAUAAUUUGUGUCAAAUUGCUAAGGAGCCAGAACCUGAACCAUUGAGGGACCCAGAUGAGACUGGCCCUGCCCCUAACAUUCUUGAUAGUGAAAAAUCUCUGUGUUAUUAUGGUGAAAGUGUGAGGCAGGCUUUGGCUGAUGAUUUGCAUCAUAGGCUUCCAUCAAGAUAGCUAGUUUUUUCUUGGAAGGGAAGAUGAGUUUCCGCCCUCUUUCACUCAUAUGUAAGAAUGUAGUCUUUCUUGUAGCUCUCUCUUUAUUGCCUUGCUUUGUGGUUUUGUUUCUGUUUUGUUGACUCUUUAUGCCUAACCACUGAAGUUGAUGCAUACCCACAAGCUGGCUGAUGAGUAUAUCAACAAUCAACUGAUUGAAUUGCAUACUUUGAAAAUAUCUUCUAGAAAAUCAAAAUGUUGAUUGUGUCAUUUCUGAGAAAGCUGUUAUGAUCUGAACUCAACAUGGAGAUGAAAUUCUAGUUCGAACUACUAUUGUAGAUUAGAUAUAUUGAUCCAAAAAGAAAUAUGGUUGUCUGAGAAGAUCUAUAUGAAAUGAUAAGGAACUGCAGGAUUGGAGUAAGCUGCCAUUGACAGAUGAAUUGAGAUAUAUUAGCCGGGGACACAGGGAUACCUUUGUUCAGUAAUCCUGUUUGCUUUUAUGAUCUCCUUAACAUGGUAAGGUGGUAUCGAUCUGAGUUCAAUGAUCGUUGUAUGAACUGUUGAUUAUGGCCUAGUGUUUGUAGAAGGGUUAGAGAUCAAAUGUACUCAUAUUUUAAUUGAAGCAUUUGAGGAAGAUUGAUCAAUUAGAAUUUUCAAGUUAGUUUUUGGGGAUAAUACAUCUUGGCUACCUUGCAACUUUCA
Cucumis melo (muskmelon) is the source of this 2255-nucleotide messenger RNA. RefSeq names its product protein ANTAGONIST OF LIKE HETEROCHROMATIN PROTEIN 1. The record is from RefSeq and is a predicted model, not a curated record. The coding region runs from base 222 to 1574 and encodes 450 amino acids. Lineage: Eukaryota; Viridiplantae; Streptophyta; Magnoliopsida; Cucurbitales; Cucurbitaceae. The transcript has a single exon.